This is a messenger RNA of Fraxinus pennsylvanica, 342 nucleotides long. The record is from the annotation of a GenBank genome assembly. Lineage: Eukaryota; Viridiplantae; Streptophyta; Magnoliopsida; Lamiales; Oleaceae.
AUGAAACAAGAUGAAUAUAUUGUUGACAUGAUUACUCGCUUCACCAAUAUUGUUAAUGGCCUCAAAGGCUUUGAUCGUAAAUUUACUAAUGGUGAGCUUGUAAGUAAAAUGCUCAGAUCACUUUCGGAAGAUUGGAGAUCAUUAAAGAUGUUGAUAGAGUAUACCAAAGACAUCAACUCUUAUCCCUUGGAGGAACUCCAUGGAACAUUGAUGACAUACGAGAUCAACAAUGCCAAAACCAAGGAAAAGACAAAGAAAAGAAAGGAAGAAUCAAAAAGCCUCCUAUGUGUCAAAUUUCUCUCAAAUCGACAAUUGAAGAAGGAAAUUCAAGUGAACAUAUGA